Molecule: messenger RNA, 837 nt
Organism: Fonsecaea erecta
Lineage: Eukaryota; Fungi; Ascomycota; Eurotiomycetes; Chaetothyriales; Herpotrichiellaceae
Exons: 1
Coding region: 1-837 (278 amino acids)
Source: RefSeq, a predicted model, not a curated record
AUGCCCGACUCUCUGCCGCCGGCCAAAUCGAGUACUGGGCCAGCAGGAAAUCUUUUGCUUUUGUCUCUCCUAGAGCCGCUGAUCAGACGAGGAGAUUCUACGACUCCGCCGCCGACGUCUGCCAUUCGACUGUCGACGAGACAUUCACAGGCAAUGUGUAUCUCAACGACGAAGCCUGGGGAUAAUCUUUGGAGCCCUGUUGACCAGGCUCGCAACCUGGGACAGUUCCAUCUCCUUCUGGUGGAACAUGUACUCCAGUUCCAUAGCGCCCAGUCCCAGGCCAUCUCAGCUUCGAAACGUCUCCAACUGGCCCAGCUCACCUCGCGAGCUAGUCCUCCUCGAAUGGUGCGUCAGUUUGUACAGGGUCUUGUCGACUGUAUUGGGAGAAGCGCUACAUUUGCCAGACGUGCCACCGUUCCAUGCGCUGGCCAGACACAUUCUCGUGGUCAAGUCGCCACGGUGCCAGACGCCAUCGAGGACGUCGAUAGCGGUAAGGCACGAACGCUGGAAGUUCGAGAAGGAACUGAUGCCGACAUAUCUGCCUCCGGGGCGGGUGGCUUCACGGGCCAUCAGAGUUUCCUUCACCUACGUGCGGCGAGCUGUGCUCCUAUUUCUGCCGCUGGACAAUUCCAUCCCUCUGGGACUGCUUCGGCGUCGGUAUCAGUUAGAGAGGUCGAUUACGGUGAUCGGAAGACUUUCCAUGCCAGGCGUGACCUGCUGCUCCGACAUCAGCAGAAACUCCAUUCUUCCACUGACUGCUGCGUGUCCUUCCACGAGACCGACGGCGUCUCGACCCAGGACGCCAGCACUCGGCAUGGACGUGCGUGGGUAUGGUGA